CCAUUUAUCAACAUCACCUGGCCCUCCUUCUUUAGCCUCCCAAACCAAGAAAGAAACUAUCAUAUCUAACCCUUCCAACACUUGAAAUGGCCUCCACAGCCACCCUCUCUAGCGCCAUCUUCAGCACCUCCUUCACCCGCCGGCAGUCGGUCACUAGCCUACGCGCUCUUCCCAAUGUUGGACAAGCUAUGUUCGGCUUGAAAUCCAGCCGUGGAGGACGGUUUAAGGCAAUGGCGACGUACAAAGUGAAGGCCAUCACUCCAGAGGGUGAAGUGGAAGUAGAGUGCCCUGAUGAUGUUUAUAUUCUUGACGCUUUUGAGGAAGCUGGUGUUGAUCUGCCAUACUCAUGCAGGGCUGGUUCUUGCUCUUCCUGUGCAGGGAAAAUUGUAGCAGGAACCUUAGACCAGUCCGAUGGGAGCUUCCUUGACGAUGACCAGAUAGAGGCUGGUUGGGUUCUCACUUGUGUUGCUUUUCCUCAGUCUGAUGUUGUCGUUGAGACACACAAGGAAGCUGAGCUUACUGGUUAAUUCAAACCCAGAUUCUUGUUUUCUACGUCUGUUGGUUUUUGGCUUAGUUUGUUCUUCGGAACAUGAUUGUUAUGUUUCUUGUUAAAGUUUGUAGUCACAAACAGAACUCUUUUAGCUUACUAAUGUUCCUAUA
Molecule: messenger RNA, 660 nt
Organism: Hevea brasiliensis (rubber tree)
Lineage: Eukaryota; Viridiplantae; Streptophyta; Magnoliopsida; Malpighiales; Euphorbiaceae
Product: ferredoxin
Exons: 1
Coding region: 87-527 (146 amino acids)
Biological process (GO): electron transport chain
Cellular component (GO): chloroplast
Molecular function (GO): 2 iron, 2 sulfur cluster binding; electron transfer activity
Source: RefSeq, a predicted model, not a curated record